Messenger RNA from Alnus glutinosa, 855 nucleotides. Its product is annotated as cyclin-dependent protein kinase inhibitor SMR6-like. The coding region runs from base 323 to 634 and encodes 103 amino acids. The record is from RefSeq and is a predicted model, not a curated record. Gene Ontology annotation, biological process: regulation of DNA endoreduplication. NCBI's taxonomy places the organism in Eukaryota, Viridiplantae, Streptophyta, Magnoliopsida, Fagales, Betulaceae. The transcript has a single exon.
GGGUUCCUCGGGUUCUCUUCUCUCUCUUGAUCUGAUUGGUAUAAACAGAACAUUGAACCUUUCCUUGCUUCCUACCCAUAUCUAAAACCUACUUUGGUACCCUUCCCUUUCUCUCUGUCCCCUCACCUCCAACUCCAAAGCUUCUCGUCUUAACCCUGGCCUUUUCAUCUCCCAAACCCACUUUCCUUCGGGUUUCAUUUUAUUCCCUUGCUUUUAACAUAACGUACCAUAACAUAUAAGCCUUCUUUAUUCCCUCCUUUAUUCUGUUUCUUUAUAUAUUGCCUCGAAGAUUUUUGCUUCUCUUUGAUCGAUCAACCACAACAUGGGGUUCUCCGAGAAGGUUGAUGGAGGCUUAGAAACGGAAGGGAAAAAAUGGGUUAUUGCCGGAAUCCCGUUACGGGCUCCGUUGAAGCCGAUAUACACGAACCCGGCGGAGAAGGAAUGGGUGGGCACCGACGGCCAAGAAGAGUGUUCGACGACGCCGACUAGGGAGGAGGCGAGGAUUCCAGCGAGGUUGACGUGCCCGCCGGCUCCGAGGAAGCGGAAAUCUUCUUUCAAGUGUAACUAUGGCGGUGUCAGGGAGUUCUUUACUCCUCCUGACUUGGAAACUGUGUUUAUGCAGAGGGGUAGCUAACUCGUUGAUUUGUUGAGUUUCGAGGGCUAGCUAGCUUUGAUAAUUUGUUAGAACUAAUAUGCGCUUCUUGUUUGUACCUUUAAUUUCUUUCUCUCCCUCUUUGUUUUCUCUGAUCAUGACCUUGUUAGGCUUAUUGUAGCAGUUUAUGUACAGUGUCUUCUAUAUAAAAGAGAAAAUAAAAUAAAAAAAUUGGUAAUUUAGCUUGCCUUAUGACUUAUGAA